Molecule: messenger RNA, 6247 nt
Organism: Paramuricea clavata
Lineage: Eukaryota; Metazoa; Cnidaria; Anthozoa; Malacalcyonacea; Plexauridae
Source: the annotation of a GenBank genome assembly
UGAUCACAGCCGUUAGCAAAUCAGCGUUCAGAAUUUACAAAUGCCAUUAUAACAUUGGAUAUUAAUGUGUUAGAUUUUAAUUCAAAACUUUUAAAUAUGUGCAGAUGUAUGUAUUAACCCUUCAAAUCCCUGCAAAAAUGGAGGAUUGUGUACAAUGGAUUCAUUUGGAAAAGUUGUAUGUAUAUGUGCAGAUGGAUUUAAAGGAAAACGAUGCAAAAUAGCAGGUGCGAUAUGUUAUGUAAUUUUGAAAAUGCAUUUCUAAGAGAGAAUUCGUAAUUAAAACCUCAUGUAGUGGCGAAGCCAGCGGUCAUGCAGUGCAUGACUAAAAAUUUCCCCCAAAAUGUUUAAAAAUCAGUUCGGUUUAAUUGUUUACAAUAGAAUUAUACUUUAUCUUAGCAGUUCUACGCUUAAGUAUUUUAUUUAUUAUUUUGUUUACCAAAAUCUAUUAGUCUAGGACCUGUAUAGAUGUUUGUAUGCGUUUCAUUUAGCACAGGUAAUCUCAACUGUUUUAGGGUAAAAUGACCAUGGCGGUCAACAUGGCAUAUGUGCCAAAACCUGAAUCCGAGGCGAAAGUCCUGAAAAUGACUCCGCCCUGAAACGGCAGUGCCGACAUAGCUCUAACUUCCAAAAAGCAAAAGCGACAGCCUUCCUGAAGUGCUUAUAGUGUUUAUAGAAGGGCUGCUUUUAGGGGUGGUCAUUGGAAGGAAAAAUUUGUCUAAGUAUAAUAUUUUACCAGAAAAUGACUAUAUGCCCCACCCCAGGUAAAUUGCUGAUUAUUCACAAAAUAACUAAUAUGCCUGGCAGAAAUUUAAUGUUCUUAUUUGCUAAAGAAAAUUAUCAUGGGAUGAAAAACUAUGCUUAAUUUAAUAUAAUUAUUGUAGUUUUCAUAAGGAUUGCCAUUGUUUUCUUUAAAUAUAAUACAUUUUAAUUCACCCUGUCCUUCGAUAUUUCGUCAAAUUGCCGCCAUUUUAAUGGCUCGCCGCUUCUCUACCCGAUAAAUGCCACUUCUUCGUCUUCCUAUGUGUUUAGACUACAGUAUCCAAGAGUACUUCAUUGUAGAAUAGUCCCAAUCGAAAAAUGAAAACAUUUGCCGGGUUUUAAUGGCAAAACCCUCCAGGUAAUCAUUUAGGUUCAAAAUAAAAUACAAAGCAUUUGAAAGUCACGCGCAAUCUUCGCGAAAACUUCUCGUGGACACAUGACAGGAGGGGGUGAAUAUUUUCACGAAACGUUUGUUCGCCACCACACUGACCACAGAAACCUAAAAUAUAUUGUAUUUAUUGUAUUUUUAUGAAUUAUGAUAAAACUACCCAAAUAUUUAUUGUUUUUAUCAUAAUUCAUAAAAAUACAAUAAAUACAACAUAUUUUAGAUUUUUGUGGUGGAGAACAAACAUUUCGUGAAAAUAUUCCAUCUCCCUGUCAAGUGUCCACGAGAAAUUUUCGCGAAGAUUGCGCGUGACUUUCAAAUGCUUUGUAUUUUAUUUUGAACCUAAAUGAUUACCUGUAGGGUUUUGCCAUCAAAACUCGGCAAAUGUUUUCAUUUUUUCGAUUGGGACUAUUCUACAACGAAGGACUCUUGAAUAUACUGUAGUCUAAACACAUAGGAAGGCGAAGAAGUGGCAUUUAUCGGGCAGAGAAACGACGAGCCAUUCAAAUGGCGGCAAUUUGACGAAAUAUCGAAGGACAAAAUAUCGAAGAUAAAAUAUACUGCACUGUUUCAAAACUUCAUUAAACUUCGUCCAAAUCGUCUUUAGCCAUCUAUCAUUAUGUAAAAGUAUAACAACUGGAUGAUAUCAGCGAGACUCGGCGAUAAAAAGCAAACAAGACGGUAAAGUAUGGCUGAAAUGGUGUUUUCGUGGAGGGUGCAUGAGUGAAUUAAAAUGUAUUAUAUUUAAAGAAAACAAUGACAAUCUGUAUGAAAACUACAAUAAUUAUAUUAAAUUAAGCAUAGUUUUUCAUCCCAUGAAAAUUUUCUUUAGGAAAUAAAAACAUUAAAUUCCUAUCAGACAUAUUAAUUAUUUUGUGCAUAAUCAGCAAUUUACCUGGGGUGAUGCAUAGUCAUUUUCUGGUAAAAUAUUAUACUUAGACAAGACUUUUUAUUUAUUUAUUUACUUUGCCAUCAUACUUAUACAUUCAUUUGCUGGGAAACCACAACAGCUAUUGCCAAUUACAGUGGCCCCAAUAGUUAUACAGAAACAAUUUACAAGGUAUACUAAACACACACAACAGACAAUACAUGAACAACAGUCAUUACAUUUGUUUAAAAGCAGCAUGUCAAUGGAGAGUUCAUUAAACUUCGAGCGGAAUUUCUGUAUAACUAUUGGGGCCGCUGUAAUUGGCAAUAGCUGUUGUGGUUUCCCAGCCAAUGAAUGUAUAUAUAUAUAUACAUAUCAUGUAUAUAUAUAUAUACAUAUAUCAAGAGCCAGCCCCAAAAAAUCUUCAUUUAUAAAUAUCAAGAAAUCAUAAAACUUCAAAGUAAAUAAAUUAUAUUUUUACGUUUCGGACACAAGCCCCUUCUUCAGAAUAACGCUACAUCAUCUCCGUCUCUUGCUUAAAUAGUCUAACGUUUAGCUAUGCAUAAAUUAAUUAAACCUCUUCCCUUAAAUUAAGCCCACGUGGGACAUAACUAUUAAGUUUCUCAAUCCAAAAACUCUCCCUCUCGGUGGGGUUAUUAACGUCCGUGACGUCAAUAACCUGCACUAAAAAAUCACUUAGACCUGAAUGUCCCUCCCCCCAAAAAAUGGGCAUACAAAUGUUGCCCACAAAUAUUUCUCUGCCCCCGCCCAUAUCUAUUUAAUGCACUCUUGUGGUUAUUAAAUCGCAAUCUGAACGGUGUUAUGGUGUUCCCCACAUAUUGCAACCCACAGAAUUUACAACUAAUCAAAUACACUAUACCCUCCGAGUCACAAUCGAAGCAAUAAUUAAUGCAGAAAGACCGCCCCUCAACAUGGUUUUUAAAAGUAGCACCAAUAAUAACGUUGUCACAGAUUUUACAUUUCUUCUUUCCGCACUUAAACAUCCCUACAACCGUUUCCUCUUCCCUUCUCAAUUUAGAACGGAGUUUGUGAUCUUUAAGGUUUUUAGACCGACGAAAAUACACCAUUGGUGGUUCCGGCAUAAUACUUAAAAACCUUUCAGACCAACUACAAUUACUUUGCAAUUCCCUAAAGAUAUUAUAAAGGACCCUCAAUGCUGGAUGAUAAUCUAUCACAAAACAGUUCCUAUUACUAUUCUUAACACCUUCUUUCCGCAUUAACAAAUUAUUCCUGUCGACUUUUCUCACUCUACCAAACUGGUCAUCAACAAAAUCCGAAUUAUAGCCUCUCUUGACCAAAAAAACUUUUAGCUCGCUUAGUUUUUCCUCAAAAGCAUUUUCCGAGUUACAAAUUCGCUUUAAGCGCAAACCUUGACUAUAGGGAAUCGCUCUCUUGACAUGUGGUGCGUGACAAGAUUUAAAAUUCAAAUACUGAUGUGCAUCAGUAGGCUUAGAAUACACAUCAGUAUGGAACGCACCAUUAACUUUAUUAAUCCACACAUCAAGAAAAGCAAUUUCCUGUCGACUAAUUUCCCAAGUAAACUCAAUAUUCUCGUGAAAUGAAUUCAACUUACUGAGGAAAUUGUUUAAUUCCUCCUCCCCGUGAAGCCAUAUCAUGAAAACAUCGUCCAAAAACUCCACCAAACCCAAGGUUUAAGCUCGCAAAAAUCUAAAAAACGUUCCUCGAAAUACCCCAUAAAUAAAUUUGCAAAAUCUGGCGCAAAUUUUGUCCCAAUAGCCGUUCCCAAUUUUUGUCGAAACAUAUUUUCAUCAAAUUCAAAAAAAUUAUUUUCCAAAACCAAUUUGGCAAGUGAGAUUAAAUCAUCGACCGGCAAGUCCUUUUCUGCCUUAUUCAUUGCUAAUCUGAGAACCUCAAGACCUUCGCUGUGUGGUAUAUGAGGAUAUAAUCCCACUACAUCAUACAGAUUGAGUUAAACUAGCAUUUAAGCCAUUGUUAGAUAAAGGUUAUAUUUCUAGUAAAAACUUAGAAUACCUCGUUGUGCCGGACCACGGUUGGGUAGAUUUUAUUUAUUGCCUAAAAUUCACAAGCGGCUUGAAAAUGUGCCAGGUAGACCGGUUAUAUCCAACUGUGGUACGGCUACAGAACGAGUGUCGGAGUUUCUGGAUUUUUAUAUUCAACCAUUGGUGGAAGGUGUGCCGUCUGUAAUAAAGGAUAGUACACAUUUUUUGCAACGUUUGGAAGACUUAGGUCAUAUCUCAUCGACUGCGAUUUUGUGCACUAUGGAUGUAGUGGGAUUAUAUCCUCAUAUACCACACAGCGAAGGUCUUGAGGCUCUCAGAUUAGCAAUGAAUAAGGCAGAAAAGGACAUGCCAGUCGAUGAUUUAAUCUCACUUGCCAAAUUGGUUUUGGAAAAUAAUUUUUUUGAAUUUGAUGAAAAUAUGUUUCGACAAAAGUUGGGAACGGUUAUUGGGACAAAAUUUGCGCCAGGUUUUGCAAAUUUAUUUAUGGGGUAUUUCGAGGAACGUUUUUUAGAUUCUUGCGAGCUUAAACCUUGGGUUUGGUGUAGUUUUUUGGACAAUGUUUUCAUGAUAUGGCUUCACGGGGAGGAGGAAUUAAACAAUUUCCUCAGUAAGUUGAAUUCAUUUCAUGAGAAUAUUGAGUUUACUUGGGAAAUUAGUCGACAGGAAAUUGCUUUUCUUGAUGUGUGGAUUAAUAAAGUUAAUGGUGCGUUCCAUACUGAUGUGUAUUCUAAGCCUACUGAUGCACAUCAGUAUUUGAAUUUUAAAUCUUGUCACCCACCACAUGUCAAGAGAGCGAUUCCCUAUAGUCAAGGUUUGCGCUUAAAGCGAAUUUGUAACUCGGAAAAUGCUUUUGAGGAAAAACUAAGCGAGCUAAAAGGUUAUUUGGUCAAGAGGGGCUAUAAUUCUGAUUUUGUUGAUGACCAGUUUUUGUAGAGUGAGAAAAGUCGACAGGUAUAAUUUGUUAAUGCGGAAAGAAGGUGUUAAGAAUAGUAAUAGGAACUGUUUUGUGAUAGAUUAUCAUCCAGCAUUGAGGGUCCUUUAUAAUAUCUUUAGGGAAUUGCAAGUAAUUGUAAGUUGGUCUGAAAGGUUUUUAAGUAUUAUGCCGGAACCACCAAUGGUGUGUUUUCGUCGGUCUAAAAACCUUAAACAUCACUUAGUCCAUUCUAAAUUGAGAAGGGAAGAGGAAAUGGUUGUAGGGAUGUUUAAGUGCGGAAAGAAGAAAUGUAAAAUCUGUGACAAUGUUAAUAUUGGUGCUACUUUUAAAAGCCAUGUUGAGGGGCGGUCUUUCUGCAUUAAUCAUUGCUUCGAUUGUGACUCGGAGGGUAUAGUGUAUUUGAUUAGUUGUAAAUUCUGUGGGUUGUAAUAUGUGGGGAAUACCAUAACACCGUUCAGAUUGCGAUUUAAUAACCACAAGAGUGCAUUAAAUAGAUAUGGGCGGGGGCAGAGAAAUAUUUGUGGGCAACAUUUGUAUGCCCAUUUUUGGGGGGAGGGACAUUCAGGUCUAAAAGUGAUUUUUUAGUGCAGGUUAUUGACGUCACGGACGUUAAUAACCCCACUGAGAGGGAGAGCUUUUGGAUUGAGAAACUUAAUAGUUAUGUCCCGCGUGGGCUUAAUUUAAGGGAAGAGGUUUAAUUAAUUAAUGCAUAGCUAAACGUUAGACUAUUUAAGCAAGAGACGGAGAUGAUGUAGCGUUAUUCUGAAGAAGGGGCUUGUCCCCGAAACGUAAAAAUAUAAUUUAUUUACUUUGAAGUUUUAUGAUUUCUUGAUAUUUAUAUAUAUAUAUAUAUAUAUAUAUAUAUAUAUAUAUAUAUAUAUAUAUAUAUAUAUAUAUAUAUAUAUAUAUAUAUAUAUAUAUAUGUAUAUAUAUAUUCUUGGAAUUGAAUUUUUACGCGUUUACUACACUUCAUUGUUCCCAAUUUCUCAGAAAUUAUGUGUAAUUUUGAAUUAAUAUGCUAUAGUCACCAAUUGCAACACGAAACCUUGCAAUGAAGGAAAGUGUAAAGUCGAUGAUGGAAAAGUGAAAUGUUCUUGUGGAAAAAAAUAUAUGGGAGAAUAUUGCGAAAUCAAAGGUAAAUGUAAAUUGGAAAAAGUAUUCACCCCGCGAUUCUCGAGUCUGGCGAUUUGGAUUUUUUACACCACUGGAAAACUAUGUUAAAUCAUUUUAUAGUGUUUAUCUUGGAAAGGAAGACGUCAGUUUUUUAUAAUUAAUGGGACUUAGAAAUUACAAAGUGC